Molecule: messenger RNA, 2667 nt
Organism: Procambarus clarkii (red swamp crayfish)
Lineage: Eukaryota; Metazoa; Arthropoda; Malacostraca; Decapoda; Cambaridae
Product: U2 small nuclear ribonucleoprotein auxiliary factor 35 kDa subunit-related protein 2
Biological process (GO): mRNA splicing, via spliceosome
Cellular component (GO): spliceosomal complex; U2AF complex
Molecular function (GO): pre-mRNA 3'-splice site binding; metal ion binding
Source: RefSeq, a predicted model, not a curated record
ACGAGUGUGCUGCCCCGGGGUGUUGGGAGACGCACUCCGAGGGCACGCAAUAAAUACUUUUGAAACUCUCACCAUUCAGUCGCCCCUAAAUCAACACAACAUCUCACCAUCCUCAACAUAAACGCGUCUUCCAACAUCUGUACUGGUGCAGUCAUCGGGAGGACAAAUCCUUCAAGCACACUGCAGCUACUAUAAAGAAGAAGAGAGAGUAGCUGGUGCUUAAGGCACUGGUUCGCAAACUGCACACGUCUUAGAGAAGAAGAAAGCACUUGGUGUCGUCUUCCAUUUGUCUUCCAUUUGAUUCUCUGUUUGGGGUGGAGUACUGGCAUUUAUCUUCCCGGAGGGAGGGAAGCCAGGGUGUCGCUAAGCACGCUUUAGUAGUUAGGAGCUGCACCUCAUAAAUUUGUGGAGCCACAUUCAUCUUUGAGGCAAAGACUGCAUCAUCAUGCUGAUUCAACUAAUCGAGAGAGUAAGUCAUAAGAUAUGGAGACAUAUAGUGAAGCGAGAGAGGCGGCGCCGGGGCCGUCAGCGCAAAGCUCAAGAAAGGGAUCUCAAAUAUCAAGAAGAACAAGCAGCCCUGUUGCAGGACCCUACUUUUGUGGCAGAACUAGAGAGGAUAGAACUGCUGGAGGAGGAGGCCCGCAGGAUGGAGGAGCAGGAGGCUGCAAGGAUGAAAGAAGAAUGGCAAUUACGUGAUGCAGCUCUCCACUCCAAAUUUUUAAGGGAAAAACAGAAGAGGCUUUUACAGAAGGAACAGCAAGAGAAACAAGAGGCACUGAUAAAGAAAGAAUGGGAAGAGAAGCAAAAGAAGGAAAAGGAAGAAGAGGAGAAAAGGAAAGAAGAACAGACUGCCUUGUUACAAGCUGCAACAGGAAGUCUUGGAGAGAGGGAGGGUGAGGAAAUGCACAACCCAGAGCCUCCACCAGGAUUUACCAGAAAAGAUUAUACUCACCAGAAAGGAGAACCUUGUCCAUUUUUUUCCAAAACUGGAGCCUGUCGCUUUGGUAUUCAGUGUUCUAGAGAACACGAGUACCCUGAAAGCAGCCGAACAAUAUUGCUCCCCAAUAUGUAUUCUCAUUUUGGAAUGGAGCAGUUAUCUUUUGAAGGGAAUGAUGCAGAUAUUGCAUUAGAAUAUACAGACUCUGAAACUUACGAACAUUUUAGGGAGUUCUUUGAUGACACACUUCCAGAAUUUCAGCGGUGUGGAAAUGUAAUUCAGUUCAAGGUUUGCUGCAACACUAGUUCUCACUUACGUGGCAAUGUUUAUGUGCAGUAUUCAAAAGAGGAAGAUGCCUUACAGGCAAGAGCUUUCUUUAAUGGGCGAUGGUAUGCUGGACGUCAGUUAACUUGCCUCUUUGUUACCAUAGACAGGUGGAAAUCUGCUCUCUGCGGAUUAUUUUGGCGUCAACGAUGCCCUAAAGGUGGUCAGUGUAACUUCCUCCAUGUGUACCGUAACCCAGGCAAUGCCUUCUGGCGGGCCGAUCAGGAUACACAGUCACAUGAAUAUUCAAAGAAUUCUCAGACUCCAAAAUAUUGUCAUAGAGGACACUCAGAAAGGAGCAUAAAGUCCAGGAGGAGAAGAGGACUAGUAAAGAGCCCUCACAGGUCAAGGUCAGCUAGCGAGAUCGAAAGCUCGGGCAGCGAUAACACCCCAAGAAGACAGUCACCCAAACCAAAAAGUAGAUCGAAGAGGUCAAGAAGUAGAUCUAAAAGGUCAAGAAGCAGAUCUAAAAGGUCAAGAAGCAGAUCUAAAAGGUCAAGAAGCAGAUCUAAAAGGUCAAGAAGCAGAACCAAAAGAUCAAGAAGUAGAUCUAAAAGAUCAAGAAGUAGAUCCAAACGGUCAAGAAGUAGAUCAAAACAGUCAAGAAGUAGAUCAAAACAGUCAAGAAGUAGAUCGAAAAGGUCAAGAAGUGGAUCUAAACUAUCAAGUAGUCGAUCUGAAAGCUCCAGAAGUGACCCUAAAAGGUUAAAAUAUAGUUCAGAGAAGUCACAAAGUAGAUCAGAGAGGCCAACAAAUAUAUCAGAUAAGUCGUCAACUGAUUCGGUGUGUACACAAAAUUCCUGCGAAAGGACAGCAAGCAAAUUGGAAAAACUGGAAGGCCAGUUAACAUCAUCAGUAAACACACUCAAGUCAACAAAUAUGCCAGAUCGGCAGUUAAAAUGAAAAAGGAAACCGGUAAUAAUAAUAAUAAGGUGAAAUAGGGUCAGAAAACAAAUAAGAAUGCAUCGGUAUCUAAAAUGAACGUGGCACAAAUUACAGAACAAGAAAUAUAAUCUCUAUGUGCUGGUCUAGCAUAUACACUACCAUUAAAACAAGUGUGUGUGUGUGUGUUUUUCCUCAGCUUCUCAUUUCAUUGCACCCUGUUUCAUUCCUCCCCUUUUCAUUGUUCAGUUUCAUCAUCCCGUGUUUCAUUGUAUCUUAUUACUUCAUCCCCUGUUUCAUUUUCUUGUUUUAUCAUCUCAUUUCUUCAUCCCCCUUUAUGCUAUUCUCUAUGCUCUUCGUCUCCUGCUUUCAUGUCGUUAAUCCUCUUUUGUGGUUAUGGUUGACUCUCGUAGUGGCCCUCAUGGCUCUAGGGUCCUUUAAUCCGGUCCAUCCAGUGGUCGUCGAGAUUCAGCAUUCGCCGUUCCUUAUCUCCAGUAAAUUUAAAUCUGUAGAGUUUUGCUGGG